Messenger RNA from Microdochium trichocladiopsis, 708 nucleotides. RefSeq names its product Cutinase, A lipolytic enzyme with A preformed Oxyanion hole. The record is from RefSeq and is a predicted model, not a curated record. Gene Ontology annotation, molecular function: cutinase activity. Bases 1 to 708 code for a protein of 235 amino acids. Lineage: Eukaryota; Fungi; Ascomycota; Sordariomycetes; Xylariales; Microdochiaceae. Gene Ontology annotation, biological process: carbohydrate catabolic process. Gene Ontology annotation, cellular component: extracellular region. The transcript is spliced from 4 exons.
AUGGCCCACGGCCCACAAAACGGGCUGUCGAGAACCCACGCCAUCGCGGCGGAAACCGCGAGGUCCCCACGUGUUUGUGGGGGUUGCACUCUCGUUGGCACAGGCGCGGCACGGACUGCUCGGACCAGAGAUGAUUUAAUCAAUGGUGACCCCGCGAGCUGCCCUCGAGUCAUCCUCGUCUAUGCCCGCGGAUCUACCGAGGAUGGCAAUCUGGGAUCUCUCGGACCCCUCCUAGCCACACGGCUCGAGGCCCAAUUCCAAGAUCAAGGGGGCGUCUGGAUCCAGGGUGUCGGGUCACCUUAUGCUGCGACAUUACUCGACAAUGCCCUCCCACGAGGAACCUCGGACGCCGCGAUCAGAGAGAUGACGCGCAUGUUCAAGCUGGCUGACAGCAAGUGUCCCAACGCGAAGAUCAUAUCAGGAGGAUACAGCCAGGGCGCCGCUCUCACGGCAGCCUCCAUCUCUGUCGGCCUCGACUCCACGCCCCGGGUACGCAACAAGAUCGUUGGCGUCGUGCUGUUCGGGUACACCAAGAACAAGCAGAACCGGGGCGCGAUCCCCCGGUACCCGGCCGAGGGGACCAGGAUCUUUUGCGCACCGGGCGAUCUCGUGUGCGAGGGCACGCUGAUUGUCACGGAGGCGCAUCACGGGUAUGCGCCGUACGCGCAAGGCGAGGGCGCGGAUUUCUUGAUAUCAAAGGUCAACUAG